This is a messenger RNA of Ichthyophthirius multifiliis, 2210 nucleotides long. RefSeq lists its product as hypothetical. Lineage: Eukaryota; Ciliophora; Oligohymenophorea; Hymenostomatida. The annotation marks the transcript as partial. The transcript has a single exon. The record is from RefSeq and is a predicted model, not a curated record.
AUUUUUUUAUAAUUUAAUUUUCAACUUUAGUUAGUUUAACUUCUUUUUCUUAUAAAUUCAAAUUAAUAUUAUUUUUCUUUUAAAUAGCUUCUUACAAAAGUCCUAGUUUUGCCCAUUUAAUUGCUAUUUUUAUUUUACUUUACAAAAUUAUAUCAUUUUCAUCAUUCAAUUUUUUAUUUUUUACUUUAUUUUUUUAAUCAAUCCAUUUUUAUAAUUAAUUUUUGUUUUAAUUCUAUUCAUAAACUUAUUUUGUUAUUUAUUAUACUAUUUAUAUUUCAUUCUCUUAGUUGAUUUUGCCCAAAAUUUAAUUAUAUUCUUCAAAUCUGUUAUGUUAUUAUUCUAAUUAAUCCAUUAAAUAAUGAUAGUCUUCUGCAUUUUAACAGACUUAACUAUAAUAUUAAGCUAAGAUAUCUUCUAUAUAAUUUACAUGUAAUUCAUAGAAAUAAAAAAGGUCCUUAUUUUUCUUGUUCGCAUAUAAUAAUUAUUAAUUAAAGUUUCCUAAAUACAUAAGGGUGUAUAUAGAAAUGAAAUUUUAGCAUAAGUUAUUUUAUUAGUUAAUUAAAGAAAUCCUUUUUUUUUGAAAAAUCGUUAAAUUAUUUUCGCCGAGUUUAUUUUUUUAACAAAAAUCGGUAAAUAAUUAUUAUUAUUUUAAUCAUUUAAUUUACUAUAAACAACAUUAUAUUUUUUUAAAAGAUUGUUUUUUUAAAAAACAAGUUUUUUAUCUAAAAAGUUUUCCGAUUUUAAAAUUUGUUCCCAAUAUUCAUGUUUGUUUAAAUUUUUUUCUAUAAAAAGAUUUUGGUUUAUUUAUAUUUGCAUUUUUUCUAAUUCGGUUUAUAGUUUUUUAUUGGGAUAUUCUAUAUUUAUAUAUAUGAAUUUGAUUAGAUUUAAAAAUUUGUUAUAAAAAUAAUCUUUUCUAUAAGAAAAAUCUUAUGUUUCUUAUAUUUUUUGUAUAUAAUAUAAUAAUUCAGAUAUUAUAUUCAAAUGGUCUUCUUCAUUUUCAUCUUUUACUAUUUCUAUGUAAGAAUUAAUAGAAUUAUUUUCAACUUAUUAAAGGAAAAAAGUAUAUUCUUCAGGUAAAAAUAUAGAUAAAUUAUUUUUUAAAAAAGAAUAAGAAAGGAUACAUUAAAUAAUUGAAUUUAUAAUCUUUAAGAAAAUAUAUUAACUUUUAAGAUCUUUAGCAUAUAUAUCGAGAAUUUAAAUAAGGCUUUUGGAAGAAGAAAUAGGUUUUUGGAAAUUUCGAUAUUAAGAGAGAAAAAAAGAGAGAUUUUAUUUUAAAAAUAUUAGUUUUUUUUUCGAUUAUAAAAAUAUAAAUUCAAUAUAUUCUUAAUAAUUUAAAAAUUUUAAAAUAAGGAAAGCUUUUUCGUAAUUUUUGAGUUAUUUCAAAGGAGAAUAGGCUUCUUUUUUUAAUAAUUUAAAAGCCGUGUUUAAUAAACAAUUUCUUAUUUGUAAAUUUUCUUAAAGAGUAAUUAUUUCAUGGUUAUGGUUUUGGAGAAUAUAUAGGGUUGUAAAAAGAAACUUUUUAGUAAUUUUAAUGAAUUAUUUUUUUAUUUUUAAGGCGUCUUUUUGUUUAUAUUUUCCGUAGAAUUUACUCACUAAAUGUACGUAAUAUGAUAUAUCUUCAUCUUCAUUUGUUAUUUGGUUUAUUUCUUGUUUAUAUGUAAGGGCUUUAUGGUAAAAUUGUGUUUUGUGGAGUUUAUAUAAUGGAUUAUUUUUGGAAUAUUAUUUAUAUUCAUUUUAUAUAUUUUCGCCUUUUAAAUUUUAAUAAUAAUUAAUUUUAAAAAGCUCUUAGCUUUCAUUAAUUAUUAGUUUUGAAAAAGAUAUGUCCAAUUAUUUUUGUAUUUAAAUAAAAAUUAGAUUAAAAAUAGAUUGAAAACUGUCUUUAAGAAAAGAAGGAAUAUUAUUUUUAAUUUUGAGUUUAAUUAGUUUACCCAAAGUCUUAUAGAGGGUAUAAAAAAUAUAUUAAAUGGCAGCUUUUAAUGGAAUAGAAAUAAAUUAGCAAUCUAGGUCUAAAACAAAGCAUUUAUUUUGUUUAAAAAAAUAUUUAUUUUAAUAUAUGAAAUCUAUUAUUUUAUUAUCUUUUGAUACACAAACUCUAUAAUAACCAAAAUUUAAUAAAAUUUAAUUUUUUUAUAAAAAAGAGAAAGAACGAAUUCCAAAAGAAGAUAAUAAAGCCUAAAGGAUAAUAUUUUUAUUAUUUUGUUUAGAAAAAG